AUGAAGGUCCCAAAGACGUACAACACCUACUUCCUCGCGAUCAUCGCGACGAUAGGUGGUAUGCUCUUCGGUUUCGAUAUUUCGUCCAUGUCCGCCAUCAUCGGAACCGAUCAGUAUCUCGAUUACUUCGACAACCCUCACGGCGUUACCCAAGGUGGUAUCAAUUCAGCCCUUGCUGCCGGUUCCGUAGUGGGCUCGCUCAUCUCUGGUUUCAUCUCCGACAAGUGGGGGCGUAGAGGCGCGAUCUUCUUCGCGUGUUUGUGGUGGUUGGUCGGCACUGCGAUCCAGGUCGCUACCAACGGUGUUGGCAUGCUGAUUGCUGGUCGCGUCAUCAACGGUGUUUGCGUCGGUAUCACCUCCUCGCAGGUACCCGUGUACCUUGCCGAAAUUGCCAGACACGACAAACGCGGCCAGCUCAUCAUCAUCCAGCAGCUGGCCAUUGAGUGGGGUAUCCUGAUCAUGUACUUUGCUGGCUAUGGAUGCAGCUUCAUUGACGGCACCGCGUCUUUCCGCACGGCCUGGGGCAUUCAGUUUAUUCCUUGUGUCUUUUUGAUGGUCGGUCUCCCGUUCUUGCCAGAAUCCCCUCGAUGGUUUGCAAAGGUCGACCGCACCGAAGAAGCUAUCCAUACUCUCGCAAAGAUCCAGGCUGGUGGCAGAACCGACGAUCCUCUCGUGCUUGCCGAAUUCCAGGAAAUUAUGACGGUUUUGGCCGCCGAGCGGGCCUCACAAAGCGGCUGGAAAAAAUUUAUCUACAAGGGCAUGUGGAAGCGUACCAUGGCUGGAUUCAGUGUCCAAGCUUGGCAACAGAUGUCAGGCGCCAAUGUCAUGACAUAUUACAUCGUUUACGUCUUCAAGAUGGCUGACCUGAGCGGAAACGUCAACCUUAUCGCGUCAGGAAUCCAAUACGCGCUCUUCAUCAUCUUUACUACCAUCAUGUUCUUCUACGUCGACAAGGUGGGGCGGCGGCAGCUGCUGGUAUGGGGCGCCAUCGCGAUGUCGUUCUGUCACUUCGUGGUCGGCGGCGUAUUAGGCGCCCACUACACAUACGUGCCCGACGGCGUAGACGGCGACCUCAACGUCGUGAUGAAAGUGAAGGGCGCGCCGGCCCACACUGUCAUCGCGUUCUCCUACCUGCUCGUCAUCGUGUACGCCCUGACGCUGGCGCCGGUCUGCUGGAUCUACGCCGCGGAAGUAUGGUCUCUCGAGACGCGUGCACACGGCAUGGGCAUUGCCGCCGUCGGGAACUGGCUUUUCAACUUCGCUCUGGGCCUGUUUAUCCCCCCGGCGUUCCGCAACAUCUUGUGGAAGACGUUUGUUAUCUUCGGAGUGCUGUGUCUCGCCGCUGCGACACAAUUCUUCUUCACCUACCCCGAGACUUGCGGAAAGACGAUUGAGGAGGUUGAGUUCAUGUUUAGCAAGGAGGGACCGCAUCCCUGGAAGACGAAGAAGGGCCAAUCGAGAAUUGCGGAAGAGGUGGAUCAUAUCAAGGAUACGCAAGCAAAGGGCGUCGAGGCAGGAGAGAUUAUUCGUGAGGUUAUCCAUCAUGAGAAAAACCCUGAGGGGCACGUUUGAUGUGCCUUUGGCAGCGAAACGGGGUUG
Molecule: messenger RNA, 1599 nt
Organism: Aplosporella prunicola CBS 121167
Lineage: Eukaryota; Fungi; Ascomycota; Dothideomycetes; Botryosphaeriales; Aplosporellaceae
Exons: 5
Coding region: 1-1572 (523 amino acids)
Biological process (GO): transmembrane transport; carbohydrate transport
Cellular component (GO): membrane
Molecular function (GO): carbohydrate:proton symporter activity
Source: RefSeq, a predicted model, not a curated record